Racocetra persica is the source of this 225-nucleotide messenger RNA. Lineage: Eukaryota; Fungi; Glomeromycota; Glomeromycetes; Diversisporales; Gigasporaceae. The record is from the annotation of a GenBank genome assembly.
GCCCGAACACAAAUGAGUAUCAAUAUGAUUGAGGAUGAUAAUUUUCAGUUUUAUAUUAAUACAUGUAUUCAACAUAGAUGGAAUCGAAUGUAUAGUCCAAUUUUACUUGUUUGUUGGUCACUUCACCCGAAAUAUGUUCUUGCAAAGGCUAUUCAUCCAGAGCUUAUUACAAUUAUAAAAAAGGAAGCAAGCUGUUUAUUUGAGCAUCUAUUUCCUAAUAAGGAA